AUGUCGCCCGCUACUGUUUUAAGUAACCUGCGAAGCGAUGCAGUGUUAUAUCAGCUGAACGGACUUGUUCAAGCGUGUCAGGAAUUCGUCUCGAGUCAGACUCUCCAACAACGAAGAACGUAUAUGGCGUUUGUGAGCGCGCCUUUGAUGCCAUCGCAUGCACAGAAAGAAACCGUUAUUCUCCAAGCCAAGCAUGAUUGCUAUGCUGCGACCAUCUCUUCGGAUGCACUCUCAGGCACACUAUUUGACUUUCUUGGCCGAUCGAAGAGUGGUUCAGCAAUGACUUUUGAUGAGAUUAGGAUCCUGGCUGUGGUUGAAGAAGUAUUAAGAUCCAAGUUGGGAUCCGAGUAUCCAUACAAAUGGCAGUUGGUCACGAGAGCUGGUUUGGACCGCCCACCCACAAGCCAGACUCGCGGUCGGCGCCCCCGGUCCACCCUCCCUGCUUCGCAGCCGCGGGGGUUUCCCAACCUCACCGGUCUGGAUCUUGUGGUCGACGCGGACAAGUGGGUAGAUGACAAUUUCUUGAAUUACCCGCCAAAAGAUAUCCCAGGCGCGUUAUUUGUAUCAGCUACCUUAGAAGCUGUUACUCAGAGUGAGACUUCGAAUAAGCCCAAAAGAAAAGUGGAAGGGAAAGAGCAUCAGAAAUCUGGCUCCUGUGCUAAGAACUCAACUUGUGUAUCUUCUCCUAAAGUUCAAUCAUGUGAUAGCGAGGAUGAGCCUAGGUAUACGUCCACGUCCGAGGGACCGGUUACUUCAAAGAAGGCAAAGGGCUUUACAAUGCACUCAUUUGUAGCCUCGGACAGACCAAAGGCCGCCCCAAAGGCACUCGAAGUGUCACACAGAGACCUAACUAAAUGA
This is a messenger RNA of Rhizoctonia solani, 858 nucleotides long. Its product is annotated as The BTB (BR-C, ttk and bab)/POZ (Pox virus and Zinc finger) domain. The transcript has 7 exons. Lineage: Eukaryota; Fungi; Basidiomycota; Agaricomycetes; Cantharellales; Ceratobasidiaceae. The record is from RefSeq and is a predicted model, not a curated record. Bases 1 to 858 code for a protein of 285 amino acids.